AUGCCGCGCGGCUCCGUUCCCACACUCGUAAGUGUAUUUCCGAGCUUUGUUGACUUAGAUGGGCUUUAAUUAGUGGUCAUUCUAGUAAAAGCCAGUAAAAAAAAUAUAUGAAUAAGAGGCAUGGAUAAGAUCAGAGAUUUAUCCUUUUCCUGGACUAUUGAUUAGAAAUCUGUGUGUGUUUAACCAAGGAGAGCAAACAUAACGACUUAUUCUCACAUUAUAAUCUAUAGAGAGAAUAAAUAAACAUAAUUUAUAGGAUUAUUUAUAAAAGGUGUCACUAUGACGAAAGGAUGGUCAUGAACUGCAUAAAAAGUAAACAAAAUGUAAUAUAAAUGCAAAAUAAUAAUUCUGUCGACACCAGUUUCCAGAUUGUACCUAUUUUGAUGUAAUUAUGUGAGUAAUGAAACGAGCGCCGAUGACGGAUUUUACAGAUUUACUAAAGGGUAAUUUUGAGGAGAAACUUUUGUAGCAGUGGAAGACUAGUUUACAGAGGGAUUCUGAUGUUCUUUCUGACUUCAUAUACCUUAAAAGUGAAACAUUACCUCACGUAUUUCGAAGUUAUUAAUUUUUAUAUUGUUUUAGACCCUUCCAACAGAGCUAAAAAUGGCGGAUUGCCUCGAAGACUUGGAGCCUGGAGAUUCUGAUCGUCGAAUUGAUGCCUGUGGGUUUCGAAGACAGCAAGUAAGCUGAAUUUUUUCUUUAUUUUUCCUGUGUUUAGUUUGACAUUUUCAAAAACAAAUUCCGCGAUGCUUUCGACGAACAUGGCCAUGAGAAGCUCGCCAAUCUCGUUUUGGAUGGCACUCUGAAGAAGGAUGUUGUGAAUACAAUGCGACGACUUCAAAGGGCCAAAUUUACAUUAGAGAAGUGAGUCUUCGGACUUUUUUUUGUUUUCAAGUAACAAUAUCAGAACUCGGACUACGACCUUAUGAAGAAGGUCUGAAUAUUAAAGUUACAAGUGGUAUUUAUUCUAAUUGUAGCUUGAUUUUAGUGUGAAUGAGCAGGAAGCCGUUGGUGGAUUGGUAAAGAAGAUCUCCGAGUUAUACGAUGAAAUUGGAAGAGCGACAAAAGGGAACGACGAGUUCACAGUAGAUAAUGUAAAGCUACCCGACUAUGACGAGACUGCCUUGGAUUUGAUAUUUGGGGGAAACCCUCCAAAAGAGAACGAAGUUUCUAUAACGAAUGUCCAGGAGUUGAAUAAGGCCUUCACAGAGAAGAUCAACGAAGUUUUAGGUGCAGCUCAGCUACUUCUAAAUGAAUAUGACGAGUUGAUGGAGUAUCUGAAGCGAGGAGGGGUUCCUCUCUCACCUCUGCCGAAGUAG
Messenger RNA from Bursaphelenchus xylophilus (pine wood nematode), 1319 nucleotides. The record is from the annotation of a GenBank genome assembly. Lineage: Eukaryota; Metazoa; Nematoda; Chromadorea; Rhabditida; Aphelenchoididae.